AUGACAUGCUUUGAUAAUGUUUUAUCACUUUAUGACCCGGCUACCAAGAUUGAGGUCAAAGUCCUCAGCUGGCAGACAGUGUUUCAGCCUAUACCAGCAAUGUUCUGUGUCCCGUCCAAUAUUUCAAAUAAAAGGCCAACAACGUCAUGGGUUCAGCUCAACAGUGGGCUGAAUGGAGAAAGCCUACGUUCCUUGGAUCUUAUCAAUAUGAAAUAUGAUCCAAACUGGAGCUACCAGGGUCGGGAGGUCAUGGUCAUAAAUGGAAACUUCAAAGGCUACUUGGGUCACAUAACAUCUACUUGCGUGGAUGAUGAUGUUAUUGUUGAAUUAAGCGCAACUAUGUGA
Laccaria bicolor S238N-H82 is the source of this 345-nucleotide messenger RNA. RefSeq lists its product as uncharacterized. The coding region runs from base 1 to 345 and encodes 114 amino acids. NCBI's taxonomy places the organism in Eukaryota, Fungi, Basidiomycota, Agaricomycetes, Agaricales, Hydnangiaceae. The transcript has 2 exons. The record is from RefSeq and is a predicted model, not a curated record.